Molecule: messenger RNA, 1949 nt
Organism: Pyrus x bretschneideri (Chinese white pear)
Lineage: Eukaryota; Viridiplantae; Streptophyta; Magnoliopsida; Rosales; Rosaceae
Product: glycosyltransferase 6-like
Exons: 1
Coding region: 483-1766 (427 amino acids)
Cellular component (GO): trans-Golgi network; endosome; membrane
Molecular function (GO): galactosyltransferase activity
Source: RefSeq, a predicted model, not a curated record
GUAAAUUAUUUAAAAUCAUGAAAAAUCAACUAAAUUAAAUUAGUAUAACUUCGGCCAAACUACAAUCGUCACAAUCAUCAAUUUGGUCAUUCAUUUCUGUUCAUAAAAUCCCAGAUCACAACCAUAGUCCAAACUUCAUCCAAAAGUAGCAGCCAUAGUCCAAACUUCAUCUUUCUUCCUCCUUUCUCUAUCAUUUGGUAAUUCAUUUCUGAUCAUAAAAUCCCAGAUCACAACCGGCACUGCAAUGAUUACUUUCCCUUUCUACCUUCAUUCCUUUCGGAAACAAAUCCCCUUUCUCCCGUAAACGUCUCCCCAAAAUUCAAUUCCCACUUCCAAUUUUAGGCAUUUGUCUCACAUUAACAAAAAUCCCCACAAUCCCCAGAAUCCCAAUCCCCCCUUCUCUAUCUCUCUUCAAAUAUGCAUCCUAAUCCUAUCCCCCUCCUCCCACUUACUUCACCUUCCCACCUCCCAAACACCUGCCAAUGGCGAAACCCACCCACCAAUCCCGACCCUGCACUGACGGGUUUUCCUUCCUCGCCGGCCUAUUCUUCGCCCUUUUCUUCGUCUGGUUCUUCUGGUGCUUCAUCGCCCUGUACCAUCACAAACCCAAUUUCGGAUUCCUCCCUUUUCCUAUACCCGGCUCGGGAUACGCCGCCCACGAUCCGAAUCCACAACCCGACCCCAUCGACACGACUUUCUACGACGACCCGGAACUGAGCUACUUCAUAGAAAGCCCGGUCAAGAACUGGGACCAGAAGCGGCGCGUUUGGCUGGACCUACAUCCGUCGCUCGCUUCCGGGUCGCGGGACCGGGUCCUCCUCGUCACCGGAUCGCAACCGUCCAAGUGUAAGAACCCGAUUGGCGAUCAUCUUCUUCUGAGGCUGUUUAAGAACAAGGUGGACUACUGUCGUUUACACGGACACGACAUUUUCUACAACAACGCGUACUUGCAUCCCAAGAUGGACUCCUAUUGGGCAAAGCUUCCGGUUAUUCGGGCGACGAUGCUGGCCCACCCGGAAGCCGAAUGGAUCUGGUGGAUAGAUUCGGAUGCGGUUUUUACCGACAUGGAAUUUAGGGUUCCGUUGGGUCGGUACGAAAAUCACAACCUUGUAGUCCACGGUUGGCCCAAUAUGGUUUAUGGGGACAUAUAUAAUAAAAGUUGGACCGGGCUCAAUGCCGGGGUGUUGUUAAUUCGAAAUUGUCAAUGGUCCAUGGACUUAAUUGAUGAAUGGGCCUCGAUCGGUCCACAGACCCCGGAUUUUGAAAACUGGGGCCGAAUAUUGACAUCGGUAUUCAAGGACAAGCCGUUCCCACUCCCAGACGAUCAAUCCGCUCUGAUUUACUUGCUCUUCACGGAUGUGGAGAGGUGGGGCAAAAAGACUUAUUUGGAGUGGGAGUACUGCUUGGAAGCUUAUUGGAUAGGGGUAGUGGGGAAGUACGAUAACUUCACCGAGAGUUACGCCGAGACGGAGCAAAACGACAGCGGUUUGAGGAGGAGACAUGCGGAGAAAGUGAACGAGUGGUACGGUGCGAAAAGAGAGACGUAUAUUAAGGGGCGCGUAAGGAGACCGUUUGUGACGCAUUUUACCGGGUGUCAACCGUGCAGCGGAGAGCACAAUCCGCAGUAUACCGGGGAUUCGUGUUGGGACGAGAUGAAUAGGGCUUUGAAUUUCGCGGAUAAUCAAGUGCUUCGAAAUUAUGGUUUUGUGCACCCUGAUUUGAGUUCGUCAACUGUUUCUGUUUUGUUGGAACGUUUGAUUGAUUAACUAAAUUGUGAGGUUUUAAAUUAUAGAAAGAUAAUAAGCGUAGUUGUGUUUUUGUUGGUUGUACCUGUUGUAUUUGAUGAAAUAUGUCCUCUACAAGUAAUCAUAUUUUAUUGAGAGUAAAAAAAAUCUGAUAAAACAAUGUAUUUGAUUUCAACUAAAUGAUCCUUAGAUUCCGUGGAGUGU